UUGAGCUCCACCAUCUCUGCCAUCAGUCGGUGUAGAAGCAGCAGCAGCAGCAUCAGUCGGAGCUUUCAGCCAUCUUACCACCUGGUUUUAAAACCUUUUACAUCUGAACCGGGUCCGACUUUAGUCCCGGGACCAGGUUGGGUGUGAAGGGACAGGUUGUAACCCGGGUUACUCCCUCCGUGCUGCACACGUGACCCGGUGAUGCCGACAGGUUGUGGACGUCAAACUGACAACAAACCGUGAAGCAUCAUGGGAGGUGGCAGAUGGAGGAGCCGGCUGUGGGCCGACCAGAGCCUGUGACACAAACACACACACACACAUACACACGCACAUACGCACGAUGGAACAAGGCUUCAGCUUAAAUGCGCUGAAAAAGCUGGCAGCAGAACCAGACUACACGGACGUGUCGCUGACGGCGGCCGAGCGCGUGCGGGCGCUGGGGAAGAUGGGAUGCAGCGUGGAGAUCAACGAGGACGUUGCACCGAGACGCUACUUCCGCUCCGGAGUGGAGAUGGAGCGCAUGGCGGCAGUUUACCUGGAGGAGGGCAGUCUGGAAAACGCCUACGUCCUUUACACCAAGUUCAUCACUCUGUUUGUAGAGAAGCUGCCGGGUCACAGAGACUACCAGCAGUGCAGCGUUCCAGAAAAACAGCUCAUCAUGAAGAAACUUCAGGAAGUGGCGUUUCCUCGUAAGGACGAAUUGAAGAAACGCCUUCAGGAGAAAUACAGCAGGGAACACACCGAGUACCUCAGAGCCCAGAGCCAGACGGUGGUGGUGGAUGGGUGUGGCCAGCAGCUGCAGCAACUCUCCCUAUUGGAUGAGGACAGGAGGCGGCUCCUGCUGUUGGAGGAGGAGAGGCAGCGUGUCGCCGCCCUGCGUCGCAUGCAGAUCGAAUCGGAACAAUUUCGGUACUUUGAGGACCAGCUGAGGCGUCAGGAACUGGCCAAUAGGAGAGGAGAGGAGGCGGAGCAAAAGGCGGGGACCAAAGUGCCUGAGGUGACGGAUGGCUCAUGUCUGUCUCAGCAGCGAAUCAGAGACAGGAACAGACAGCCGACUCCUGUCAGCCAACCAGCCGCCACGCUGGCUGGCGUACACACUCAGAGGGUGGAGGGUCUGAGGCAGGUGGUGAUUCCCAGAGAUCUGACGCAUCGUUUCCUCCUGCUGGCCGACUCCAACACAGCCAGAGGAAUAGAAACCUGUGGAGUCCUCUGUGGACGACUGACGCACAAUGAGUUCAUGCUGACUCAUGUCGUGAUCCCGAAACAGUCGGCCGGUCCAGACUUCUGCGACAUGGAGAACGUGGAGGAACUGUUCAGUUUCCAGGACCAACAGAACCUGCUGACGCUUGGCUGGAUCCAUACUCACCCCACUCAGACAGCCUUCCUCUCCAGCGUGGACCUUCACACUCACUGUUCUUAUCAGCUGAUGCUGCCAGAGGCCAUCGCCAUCGUCUGCGCUCCCAAACACAAUGACACUGGUGUGUUCAGGUUGACCGGUCCAGGGAUGUCGGAGGUUUCUGGCUGCAGACUGAAAGGUUUCCAUCCUCACUCCAAGGAGCCUCCUCUCUUCAGUGUGUGUAAACAUGUGGUGGUGAGGGACUCAAAGAUCAGCCUGCUGGACCUCAGGUGACAGACAGGAGGCGCUGUCCGUCUGUUUACUGCCAGGCUGUUUGUCUUUUACUUCUGAAGAGGGAACUGUGAACACUGCGUGUGUGUGUGUGUGUGUGUGUGUGUGUGUGUGUAUGUGUGUGUGUGUGUGUGUGUGUGUGUGUGUGUGUGUGUGUGUGUGUGUGUGUGUGUGUGUGUGUGUGUGAGAAUCAUGCUGUUUUUCAUUGUGUGAAGGGAAUUUAACUUUUUCAACAAAACACUCAUGUUCAGUUUUCAAAGGUUUUUGUGAAAUUUGUUCUGUGAAAUGUUUUGCUUUUGAAAUCAGCUGCUGGCUGUACAUAGAUAUAUAAAUCUCUAUUUUUUGCUUUGUCGUUGUGGCUCAGAGUUUCUCCAGCAGUGUAAUAUGUGGUGUGUUUUAAUGAAGAACAAAUAUGAAGUUUGUGUGACGGCUGAAGUGACAGAGUGCCUUCUUAUGAAACACUAACAUGUCUGUUAACAUAUCUGCUCUGUAAAUCACUUGUCAUGUGUUCUCCAUUGGUUUCAUGAUGGUUUCAUUUUGCAUUAAUUUGCCAAAUUUUUGUUAGGUGUUGGUCUGCGUAGAUGGAGACCUUAUUUUGAUACAGCCUAUCAAACCUUGCAUAAAGCAGUGAUGUCAGCAUUGUAUCCUAGGCAGGGCAGAUGGUCACACCGAGCCAAUCAGCAGCUUGUCCUGCACCUCCUCAACCAUAAAACAUUCACCAGGGAAAAGUGCACUGCUACAUUUUUUUACAGGCUACACAGCUAAUUAGCUGCUAAACACCAUAUAAACAUACCUGCUAAUGUUACUUGGCUCCAGUUACAUGAGUGAUGGGGACCUUUCUCCUGUUAAAGCCCAUAUCAAAAACAAUAUAUUUAAAAAACAUUAUUUGUAACUACAAAAAGGGCAAAAGGGGGUGACUAAAUGUGAUUUCAGUUGGAAGGGAUCUGUUUUAAUGGAAAUACAAAAUGAAUUCCUGGUUUUAUCAAGUGAAAAAUAGAUGUACAGAAAUGUAUUUUGUGGGAUCUGAUUCAGGCACAGUAGCAGCAUCAGAGCUGUUGUCAGGACCUGCAGACCUGGGCCCCCUACAGGCAAGAAAGGGAACUUUAAUAUAGGACCAUUCUGCUAAUUUUCCACUUACAUGCCAGUUUCUUGGCCCUGGUUAGUCCUCAAUCUGUGAAAUCAGAUGUGUAAAAUACCAUCUGCAUUACACUGGAGGAGUUUGAAAGACGUGGUUAUUUAUCAAGAGACUCUGAUGACUCUGUCCAGGGGGAUUAUGGGAAAUCAUGGGAAUAUGGGAAUCCGUUGUGUUUGGUCUGAUCUUAAAAAGUGGCUCCCUUUAAACUUUUUUUAUCAGACCAACAAGCUUGAUGCCUUUCAGCAAAAGUUGAUGCUUUUAAUGAAAAAUAUUCCGCUAAUGAGUGAUUUUUGUAGAUUUGAAGAGAUUUAUUUAUUUAGAAAUGAACCACAGUUGUGAAAAGGCAUAAAGCAUCCACAGCGACUUGAUUUUCAAAAUAAAAGCUGAGCAUGUUUCCCUGUAUUUUCAUCUCAGAGUCCACAAAACGGCCUCAUUUAGAAAUCGUUUUGAAAAAGUUUGUGCCCUGCAUACAUCUGAACACCAGUUUCCCUGCCGAUUGGGGAUGCAGAAUGGUGCGCUUCUGCAGCUGGACGAGUUUUCAGUUUGUGCACCAGCAAGUGUUGUAAUGUUCAGGUGUGUACGUGUGUGUGUGUGUGUGUGUGUGUGUGUGGAGAUAAUGUGUGUGUAUUUUGCAUAAGUUUAAGCAGUGUUUUCUAGUCGCAGCAACUGAACUGCUGUUUUUAAAGCUGACUGCCAUUUUUUGCCAUUUUUUUGGUAAUAAAACACCAA
Messenger RNA from Chelmon rostratus (copperband butterflyfish), 3491 nucleotides. RefSeq names its product STAM binding protein-like 1 (gene stambpl1). NCBI's taxonomy places the organism in Eukaryota, Metazoa, Chordata, Actinopteri, Chaetodontiformes, Chaetodontidae. The coding region runs from base 341 to 1630 and encodes 429 amino acids. Gene Ontology annotation, biological process: protein K63-linked deubiquitination. Gene Ontology annotation, cellular component: endosome; membrane. The record is from RefSeq and is a predicted model, not a curated record. Gene Ontology annotation, molecular function: K63-linked deubiquitinase activity; protein binding; metal-dependent deubiquitinase activity. The transcript is spliced from 12 exons.